AAUUGAACAUUUUCAUGGCGUUUUUCUGUUUUUAGUUUUUUUUAAACUUGAUUCGUUCGACGUUGGCCUAUCACAUGAUACAAUUAACACUGAGUCACGUGAUGUUAAAACUUUACGGGAAGUAUUUCUGACUUCUGAAGUGAUUAGCGCGCAUAAGGGGAUAGAUACCACCUUUUAUUCAAUUAAAUGUGUAGCUGUGCAUUAUUAUCAUAAUAAUAUAUUAGAUUAUCUACAUGACAUCAUUAAAACAAGCUGCCUAAGAUAAUAUUUCCACUUCCAUUUAAUUUUUAAUAUAACUAUAACUACACUAAAGCUAAAAGCAUGGUCUGUUUAAGGAUUGUUUGUUUACUUGGAGUGUUGCUGCUUCAGAACCAGCACGUAUUGAAGCACGUUGCCGCUACCUCCUACACUGUCACAGUGGAUGCAGAAACACCUCAAAGAGAUCUGAAGCAUUUCUGGAAAAGUACCGGGUUUUGCCCUCCUCUUCCUCAUGAUCAAGCUGAUAAGUAUGACCUUAGCAAAGACCAGCAGCUAAAUCUCGCAUACAUCUCCUCAGUCCCACACAGAGGCAUUGAGCAAGUCCGAAUCCACUGGUUACUGGAGUUGGUAACUAUUAAUGUUGUAAAUGGAAAACCACAUUAUAACUUCACCAACCUGGAUAAUCUCAUAGACCUCUUGUGGCAGAAUGGACUAAGACCAGGUUUUGAAUUGAUGGGGAGUGCCUCUGGUUAUUUUACUGAUUUUGAAGAUAAAAAGCAGGUGGUAGAAUGGAAGAACAUGGUGGCAGUUAUCGCAAAGAGAUACAUCGAUAAGUAUGGUCUAGAGUAUGUUUCCCAGUGGAACUUCGAAACCUGGAACGAACCAAGCAAUCAUGCUUUUGACGAUGUAAAUAUGACAAUCCAAGGGUUCCUUAACUAUUAUGAUGCCUGCUCUGAAGGUCUGAAGGAAGUCAGCCCCUUCCUUCGCUUUGGGGGUCCUGGGGAUUCCUGCCACUCACCCCCACAUUCACCUUAUUGCUGGGCCAUGCUUAGCCACUGCUUUAAUGGGACCAACUUCUUUACUGGAGAGACUGGCGUGCGACUGGACUACAUUGCACUGCAUAAGAAGGGUGGAGGUAGUUCCCGUCACAUACUGGAACAAGAAGUAGAGACGACCCAAGAGAUCCAGAAGCAUUUCCCUGGAUAUAAGCCGGUCCCACUUUACAACGAUGAAGCUGAUCCCUUGGUCGGAUGGUCAAAGCCACAAGUCUGGAGGGCAGAUGUGACCUAUGCAUCUAUGGUGGUAAAAGUGAUUGAUCAGCAUCAAAACCUAAUCAUUGCCAAGCCGCACAACAGCAUUAACUACACCCUGCUGAGCAACGACAAUGCGUUCCUGAACUACCACCCUCACUACUUCACACAGCGAACACUCACCACACGCUUCCAGAUGAACCUCACCAAACCACCCCACGUCCAGAUGGUGAGGAAGCCUGUUCUCACUGUCAUGGGACUGCUUGCCUUAUUAGGUGAGAAGCAAAUAUCAUCAGAUAUUGGAGCGAGUGGGGAAUCUGUGAACAUGACCUUGGGUGUAAUAGCUAGUACUCAUGAGACUGCUAUACCUGGUACCUCAGACAGCUGGCAGUCCACCAUACUGAUUUAUAACAGCAAUGACAACGACACCUCAUCUGAUGUGGGCUACGUGACGGUCAACCUCAACAACUACCCCGCCCAAUUAGGGCUGGUGUAUGUGACAUAUUAUCUAGACAACAACACAACAAACCCAUAUCUGCAGUGGAAGAAUAUUGGCAGUCCUGAUUUCCCAACCAUUGAGCAGUUUAAGCAGCUUAGAAAAGCAGAGGAGCCUCUUGUUGUGGGACCUCUUGCUUUCCCCUCCAGUGGUAGACUAACGCUGAAAGCAGAGCUUCCAAUUCCCUCCCUGUUCCUCAUCCACAUUUGUGCUAAACCCAAGGUUCCUCCAGAUCAGGUAACAGGUUUGCGUAUCAUGGCACUCACCAAAGGACAAGUGGUAAUUGUGUGGAAAGAUGGCUGUGUCAAUUCAAAGUGUUUAAAAACAUUUGAAGUGGAGUUUUCCGAAGAUGCUAAGAUAUAUAGAAGAAUUAAUGCAGGGGAUACCAUUUUCACCUUAUUUGUGUAUGUCUCAGAAAAAGCUGAAGUUUCUGGUUUUUACAGAGUGCGUGCAGUAGACUAUUGGGGUCGACCAGGAGAAUAUUCACUGCCUGAAAAAUACACAGAAGAGCAUUGAAACUUGUCAUUUUUUGUUUCUGUUAAUAUAUAUAUAUAUAUAUA
This is a messenger RNA of Acipenser ruthenus (sterlet), 2285 nucleotides long. RefSeq names its product alpha-L-iduronidase. Gene Ontology annotation, biological process: carbohydrate metabolic process. NCBI's taxonomy places the organism in Eukaryota, Metazoa, Chordata, Actinopteri, Acipenseriformes, Acipenseridae. The coding region runs from base 322 to 2241 and encodes 639 amino acids. The record is from RefSeq and is a predicted model, not a curated record. The transcript has 14 exons. Gene Ontology annotation, molecular function: L-iduronidase activity.